Molecule: messenger RNA, 770 nt
Organism: Spodoptera litura
Lineage: Eukaryota; Metazoa; Arthropoda; Insecta; Lepidoptera; Noctuidae
Product: cyclin-dependent kinase 2-interacting protein
Source: RefSeq, a predicted model, not a curated record
UCCAGUCAACAAAAAAAACUUAAUAGAACAUUUUUAAGGUUAUGUUUAUGUUUUCCUAAACAAAAUAAAAUAACAGCUGUUAUCUGGAAUACUAAUGAUAACAAUAUGUCGAAAACACCAAUUAAAACGGACUCCAAUUGCAACUUCAUACCAAGAGAGAUUACAACCCCUAAUAAAGAUCACCAGGGGGUGUCCAAGACGGUACAUUCUCAUGUCUCUAAACUGCACGGAUUAUUAAAUGACUGGAUUAAAAUACGGGAUAAAGGAGUGAGGUUAUGUAGAGCAAUUUCUGCGUUGAAGUUGCACGAGUGUGAUGAUGAUUAUUAUCCGAGCCAACUUAAACAGUUAAUGGAAGGUCUUUUAGACGCCUUGGACGGUUUGAAGAAUGUUGUUGAUGGUGUCAAAAUUCUGAAUAAUCAACUACAAGCUUUAGCAAAGUUGCAACCAAGUGAUGAGCCAGUCAUCAACAGUUGGCCAGUCAAGAAAAUAUCGCAAUCGGUUAUGAAAAUUUUCGAAUCCCUUGAGAAAGAGUACAGGCUGAAGCAGAUUGUUACAGAAAACGUGGCACACAGUCGUGAUGAGAAAUUGAUAGAGGUGUACGUCAGUGCGUGGGAAUUCGAAGCUUACUUCAGUCUUGAGUCCUUUGCCUACCUUUUUGCUGAAGUCGGUCUAGCCGGCGUCACGUAACUCGUUGUUAAAAUAUUUAUUUAUGUUUUAUACAUUUUUAUUCAAGUAUCAAAAGUAAUGUUUGUGUGUAAUAAAUUGUUUUA